GAAGUGGGAAAUUCAGUCUAGCGAUCGGGAGGAGACUCGUAUCCGACAGAGCGUUCCGUUUGAUGUCGCUCCUUCUGAGCCGCACGCUGACGCAGACAUUGGUGCAAACAAUCCGUGUCCGCUCCCGGCCAGUCCUUCGGUGCACUCCAAUAAAAGUCCAACUCUUUGCAGAUAAGACGGAGCUGGGAGCUGCCGGUCACUGUUCAGCAGCCAUGGCCAAAAGGAGGCCCUUCGAGCGGCUACCGACUGACGUUUUCCCCGUCAACUACGGGCUGUGUCUCAAACCGGACCUGAUCAACUUCACGUUCACGGGCAAGCUGCAAGCUAUGGUGGAGGUGACACAAGCCACAAAUCAGAUUGUGAUGAACUGUGCCGACAUCGACAUCAUCACAGCCUCUUUUGUGCCUAACGGAGGAGACGAAAUUGAUGCCACAGGGUUUAACUAUCAAAACGAGGAUGAGAAAGUGACCUUGUCGUUUCCAAGCGCGCUAAAAAAAGGCUCUGGUGUGUUGAAGAUCAAAUUUGCAGGAGAACUGAACGACAAAAUGAAAGGAUUCUAUCGUAGUAAAUACACGUCCGCCGCAGGAGAGACUCGCUACGCUGCAGUCACGCAAUUUGAGGCCACGGACGCUCGCCGCGCUUUCCCCUGUUGGGACGAGCCCGCCAUCAAAGCCACCUUUGACAUCACUCUCAUCGUCCCCAAGGACCGCAUCGCCUUGUCAAACAUGAAUGUCGUUGAGCGACAGCCAUAUCCAAGCGAAGAAGACCUGGUGGAAAUCAAAUUUGCCACCUCGCCCAUCAUGUCCACUUACCUCGUAGCGUUUGUCAUCGGCGAGUUUGACUUUGUGGAGAGUCAGUCGUCGGAUGGCGUGCUGGUGCGCGUCUACACGCCGGUGGGGAAGGCGGAGCAAGGCCGCUUUGCGCUGGAGGUUGCCACAAAGACUUUACCGUUCUACAAAGACUACUUCAAUGUUCCUUAUCCUUUGCCCAAGAUUGACCUCAUCGCAAUUGCAGAUUUUGCUGCUGGUGCCAUGGAAAACUGGGGCCUUGUUACUUACAGGGAGACCGCGCUGCUGAUUGACCCAAAGAACUCCUGCGCGUCCUCCAGGCAGUGGGUGGCGCUGGUGGUGGGUCACGAACUCGCCCACCAGUGGUUUGGAAACUUAGUCACCAUGGAAUGGUGGACGCAUUUGUGGCUUAACGAGGGCUUUGCAUCCUGGAUCGAGUACUUGUGCGUGGACCACUGCUUCCCAGAAUAUGACAUCUGGACUCAGUUUGUGUCGGCAGACUACACGCGUGCUCUGGACCUGGAUGCCCUGGACAGCAGCCAUCCCAUCGAGGUGAAUGUUGGCCAUCCGUCCGAGGUGGAUGAAAUCUUUGACGCCAUCUCUUACAGCAAAGGAGCAUCUGUGAUCCGUAUGCUGCACAACUACAUAGGAGACGAGGACUUCAGGAAAGGAAUGAACGCCUAUUUGUUAAAGUUCCAGCACAAAAAUGCAUCCACGGAGGACUUGUGGGAUUGUCUGGAACAGGCCAGCGGGAAACCCAUCGCCACAGUGAUGGGCUCGUGGACCAAGCAGAUGGGCUUCCCCAUUAUCCUAGUCGAACAGGAGCAGAAUGGCGACAACCGCGUUCUCAAGAUAUCCCAGAAGAAGUUCUGCGCCAGCGGACCUCAUAAUGGUGGAGAUUGCCCCAGCUGGAUGGUACCCAUUAGUAUUUGUACCAGCAAGGAUCCCCGGUGCUCCAAACUCCAGGUUCUACUGGACAAACCCGAGACCAUCGUCACCCUUCAAGGCGUCACCUCUGACCAGUGGAUCAAGGUCAAUCCCGGCACAGUGGGUUUUUACCGCAUCCAGUACAGCUCGGCCAUGCUGCAGAGUCUGCUGCCCGGCAUCCGAGACCUCAGCUUGCAGCCCGUGGACCGGCUCAGCCUCCAGAAUGACCUCUUCUCCUUGUCGCGUGCAGGAAUGAUCAGCACAGUGGAGGUGCUGAAGCUGAUGGAGGCGUUUGUCAACGAGCCCAACUACACCGUGUGGAGCGACCUCAGCUGUAACCUGGGCGUCCUGUCCUCGCUGCUUUCCCAUACCGACUUCCACGAGGAAAUCCAGGAGUUCAUCCGCGACCUCUUCACCCCCAUCGGCCUUCGUCUGGGCUGGGACAGCAAACACGGAGAAGGCCACCUGGAUGCUUUGCUGAGGGGUCUGGUUCUGGGGAAGCUGGGCAAGGCGGGACACAAGCCCACGCUGGAGGAGGCCAGGCGGAGAUUCAAGGAACACGUGGAGGGAAAACAUAUCCUACCUGCAGACCUCAGGAGCCCGGUUUAUUUGACAGUGCUCAAACACGGAGACAGCACCACGUUAGAGACCAUGCUGAGGCUUCACAAGCAAGCGGACAUGCAGGAGGAGAAGAAUCGUAUAGAGCGAGUACUCGGCGCCAUUGCCGCUCCCGACCUCAUUCAGAGAGUCCUCACUUUCGCCCUCUCGGAAGAGGUUCGUCCUCAGGAUACGGUUUCGGUCAUCGGGGGUGUGGCAGGAAGCAGUAAACAAGGUCGCAAAGCCGCGUGGAAGUUUGUAAAAGACAACUGGGAGGAGCUUUACAACCACUACCAGGGCGGGUUCCUCCUAUCGCGUCUCAUCAAGCUCACAGUGGACGGAUUUGCCAUCGACAAAAUGGCCGCAGAAAUAAAGAGUUUCUUUGAGAGUCACCCGACGCCGGCGGUGGAGCGCACCGUGCUACAGUGCUGCGAGAACAUCCUCCUCAACGCCGCCUGGCUCAAGCGCGACGCCGACGACAUCCACAACUAUCUAAUGCAGCGCAAGGCUCCCCCCGUCUGAGACCCACCCCCACCCUUCGUCCCCUCAGCGCGGAUCUCCCUGCAUCGCAGUCGCCUGAGCCCCCUUCUCAAGCCGAGCGCUGGGCCGUGCAGGGUGGGAGAGCAGAGAUCGUAUUUACCGCAGGCUUUGUUUGUCUCCACCACAAAUCCGAGACUCCUUUCCACGGCAUCAAAUCCAUUCCCAUCUGGACCAGGAUGCUUGUUUUUA
Doryrhamphus excisus (bluestripe pipefish) is the source of this 3041-nucleotide messenger RNA. It is a transcript of the gene npepps, whose product is annotated as aminopeptidase puromycin sensitive. The record is from RefSeq and is a predicted model, not a curated record. Gene Ontology annotation, biological process: proteolysis; peptide catabolic process. Gene Ontology annotation, molecular function: peptide binding; metalloaminopeptidase activity; zinc ion binding. Gene Ontology annotation, cellular component: membrane; cytoplasm. NCBI's taxonomy places the organism in Eukaryota, Metazoa, Chordata, Actinopteri, Syngnathiformes, Syngnathidae.